AGCAAUGUUGUGGUUACCUGUCAUUCAUCUACAGACUGUACGCUAGAAGUAUUACCUAUUUUACUUGCGAAAUUUUUAGAACAGAGUAAGGGUGUUCUCUUUGUCGUUUAUUUAGGUUAACAUCAUUAACAUGUAUUUGACACACACGUCGUACAUUUUUUUAAAUGUUUUAAUUAGUGUAAAUACAUGUUAAGUCAUUAUUAGAUUGGAUAAUACGUUUUGAACUGACACGUUAAUGUAUUGUAGUCAUUAUUCAAGACAGUAUUUAUAUUUUGUUUUGGAAAUUUGACCGGAGUCAUUGACAAGGUUUCCAAGCAGGAAAUUGAACUCCUAUUUGCCUUUUACGGCAAUUUAAAUUUUAAAUCACAUUCAACAGCGACCAAUCAAAUGCAAGAAUUGAAUAUAUGGUAUUAAAUUAUUCAUCGCUGACCUCUUGUUUCAAGUAUGUUUUGAUGACUGAGACAUCAUGAAAUAUGGAUUCAGAAACACGACAUUAUUUUCAUAGACGAUUACCCCAAACAGCUUCUACAUGGCUGCAUCGUGGGAUGCCAUACUGUAACAUGCCAUGUUACAGUUUGUUGUUUGGUCCUGGUGGCUAUGGUCGUGGGGGAGUUGAGUCUCAUCAAAAACUAGGCCAUCAAUCUUCCCUCACAUCUGACCAAUUAGCUUUAAGGAAAGAGUUGCAGCCCAAAUUACAAGUUUAUAAUAACUACUACGAAGGUGAUAAGAAGAAAGCAUUGCAAUUAUCUAGUAAAGAGGCAAAUGGAAAGUUGAUUAUUGAAGGAGUGUUACGUAUCUACUGGGGUUUAAAGAAUCAUGUCACUCUGGCUCCACUUUAUAUGAAAAAUGGUGCAGCUCUGAAACUUUUUCAUGUACAAAAUUCUAAGUCAUCAAAAAGUGAAACCAUGAAGAACAGAAAUACUAGCUCACUUGGAGAUGCAAAAGUCAGUUAUACUCUUGGAAGAAUGCCUUCAAAGCCUCUUUCAAAUUCUGAGCCAUGUGAUGAAAAAUUAGCUCGUCGACACACAGUGAGCUCUACAGAUCGAAGAAAGAGGUUGGCUAAAAUGUCUUUACAGCCGACAAGAUUUAUUCCAACCUAUGGAACAUCAACUAAUCUUAGAUUGACCAGUAAGAUUUGCACACCAGAUGUUGUGAAAAUGAUUCUGACAAAAUUUCAGAUAACUGAUCCUGUCGAUAAAUUCUCAUUGUUUGUGAAAUAUGAAAAUGGAGAAAUCAAGCGACUUGGAAAUAAAGAUGGUCCUUUGAUGGUUCGACUUCGUCUUGGUCCUGCUGAGGAUAUAGCAAAAAUUUUCAUCAUGGAAGACAUGGAGGAAAACACUGUCGGACGAGAGAACAAGAAGGAAUCUAAGAAAAGAAAAGCAGAAGAAGAUAUUGAUGGAGAAAGAGCAAAGAAAGUAAAAUGUAAAAGCAAAGAAGAAAUAGAAGUUGGCAUUUCGGAAAAAGAAGGGAAGUUAAAGAAAUUUAGAAUAAGUAAAAAGACAAGAAAGGUGUUAAAAGAACGUGGAAUAAAGUUUUUAUUUCCUAUUCAAGCAAAAACUUAUGAUCUGAUAUAUGAUGGACAUGAUGUUAUUGGCAAAGCACGAACUGGUACAGGAAAAACUCUUGCAUUUGCCUUACCUGUCAUUGAAUUACUUCAACAAAGUGAAACAUCAUCAUUAAAACGAAGACCACCCAUGGUACUAGUUAUGGUGCCUACAAGAGAACUUGCUAAACAGGUCAAUGAUGAAUUUGAAGCACUGAAAUCAUCUCUUUGUGUUCACUGUAUUUAUGGCGGAAUGCCUUAUGCUCCCCAAGAAUCAGCCAUUAAUUCUGGCUUGGAUAUUCUUAUUGGUACACCUGGAAGAAUCUUAGACCAUAUGAAAAGAGGCAACUUAGAUUUGAGCAAACUGAAACAUUGUAUCCUGGAUGAAGUGGAUCGAAUGCUUGACAUGGGCUUUCAAGAUUCUGUUGAAGAGAUUUUAUCUGGUUCAUAUACUUCGGAUUCAUCCCAAAAACCUCAGACGUUGUUUUUCUCAGCAACCCUUCCACCUUGGGUACAAACUACUGCAAGAAAAUAUAUGACCAAAGAUCGCCAUCUCAUCGAUGUUAUUGGAAAUGAAAAACAACAGGCAGCAAUCACAGUUGAACACAAAGCAAUAAAAUGUCCUUAUCAUGAAAGAGCGUCAACAAUUGGUGAUGUUAUUCAGGUUUAUUGUGGUGCACACGGUAGGACAAUUGUUUUUACUCAAACCAAAAAAGAAGCUAAUGAACUUGUAUUGGAUUCAAUAUUGAAACAGGAAGCACAAGUACUACAUGGCGACAUCCAGCAAAAACAAAGAGAACUUACGUUAAAAGGAUUUCGUGAGGGCAAGUUUCGGUGUCUCGUUGCAACAGACGUUGCAGCUCGUGGUUUAGAUAUUCCUGAAGUGGAUUUAGUUGUGCAAUGUGAACCACCUAAGGAUGUUGAUGCAUACAUACACCGUUCAGGAAGAACAGGACGUGCACAGCGAAGGGGUGUGUGUAUCAUCUUUUACAAACAUAAUCAAGAAGGCCUAUUACAAAUGGUUGAACAUAAAGCAGGAAUUAAAUUUACAAGGAUUGGUGCCCCUCAACCUGAAGAUAUAAUUAAAUCAUCAGCGGAGGAUGCUAAAAGGUUUCUUGCCCAGGUCCCUAGAGACGCUCUCGUAUUUUUCCGAGAGGCUGCUGAAGCAUUGAUUGUGGAACGUGGUGCUGUGGAUGCAGUAGCUGCUGCGUUGGCUCAUAUUUCUGGAACAACUGAAGUACAAUCUCGUUCUUUAUUGUGUUCAGAGAAGGGUUACACGACAUAUAUAUUGAAACAAGAAAAAAUGGAGUUGAGGUCUACAUCUUACAUGUGGCGAGUUAUCGAAAAUAAUUUAUCAUCGAAAAUCAAGGCAGAAGUAAAGGGAAUGUCAAUGUUGCUUGACCGAUAUGGGGUUGUCUUCGAUGUACCAAGUAGUUUUGAUGAUGAAAUUGAAGCGUCUUGGACGAAGCCAAGGGGUAUUACCAUAGAAAAGGCAAAGGAAUUGCCUGAGCUUAUUGCUCGUACAAGGAAUAUCUCAAAUGUUGGAAGAUUUAAUUCGAACGGAUUUCGCUCUAACAGCUAUUAUGGUCGGUUUAAUUAUAAUCACGGUGAUCGAAAUGAUUGGAGGAAUGGAAAUGAUACACGAAAUUUUCAACAAAAUGGCAAAAAAUAGGACAAAGUAAAAAAUAUUGAAAAUA
Xenia sp. Carnegie-2017 is the source of this 3240-nucleotide messenger RNA. RefSeq names its product nucleolar RNA helicase 2-like. Gene Ontology annotation, biological process: signal transduction. The transcript has 29 exons. Bases 474 to 3215 code for a protein of 913 amino acids. The record is from RefSeq and is a predicted model, not a curated record. Gene Ontology annotation, molecular function: ATP binding; RNA binding; helicase activity. Lineage: Eukaryota; Metazoa; Cnidaria; Anthozoa; Malacalcyonacea; Xeniidae.